AUGUCGCAGCCCAAGCUCACCUUACGCCCACCUCCGCAUCGCGAAUUCAUUCAAGGCUUUCCCGGCAUCGUCGGAGCCGGUCCACGUCCUCCUGCUCACGUAGCUGGCACAGUCGAAGUACGACUGGGCACCAAAGGUCUCAAAGCAGCUUGGCUUCGUAUCGAACUUCGCAAGCUCGAAACCCUUCCAGGAGGUGAGAGUUGGGGAGAGCUCAUCGGCAAAGGGCCCAUCGACGUCUGGUCUGCUCGCAAAGAUGAAGCGUACAAGUCAGAAUCCGAGAAAGGAUGGGAGCUGCUCCAAACUGCAGACUUCCCCUUCCAAGUGUCGAUUCCAGAAGGUCUCCCUCCGAGCGCCAAACUCGAAAAGAAUGCCGGUAUCAACUACGAGCUGGUCACUUCCCUCUGUGUCCGCAGUAAGAAGGGUCUGCUCAAGAAAGAGACUACCAGCUCGAUCAUCCAGAACACCCAUCCAUUAUGGCUUGACAAGCACGAACUACACUCCACCUGGCCCGUCUAUUCGCAGCCACAAGACCUUGAAGCCAUCCAGGACGAUAUUCGAGUCAAAGUAAUGCGCAAUCGCAGCUGUUAUGGUCCUGGCGACUCUGUCGAUGUUCGCGUCAUAGUCUCGUCGGAGCGCGUGUCGCCUAUCAAAGUCAAAAGCAUUUCUUUCUCCAUUCGAGAGACAAUCACCUUCAAAGGCGGUGCCAAGAAGACGUUCGGCUCCAACAAAGCCGCCUCGCAAAAGUCCGAAACUCUCUCCUCGAAAAGCAAAAGCUUCGGCAAGAAAGUCUACAAAGGCGACAUACACACCUUCGACCUCUCUUGCCAGAUUCCACGCACACAUACCCUCAUGACCAUUCAGACCGCCAAGCAUAUCGAAGUUUCCUACACUUUGCGUGUCCAGGUGGAAACUGCAAAGAAGCCGAUUAUUGUCGACCACCUACCUAUCACCGUCUCAAACUUCACAAAGACGGCGAGCGAUGCGUUGAUGGAUCGUAUUGCUUGGGUGCCUGGCCUUUCUGCUCCAGUAGAUGCAGCAACCACCUUUGCUUAUCAGAACGACCGAGGCUUUGAGCCAGCCGAGGGCUCAGCUGGAGGACAGCCAACAAUCACUCGAUCCAUGUCCUUCGGCGGAUCGACCUAUUCAGGUGGUAGGAGCAGCUAUCCUGGCUAUCCAGGCGGCGAUCUUCGAAGACGCGAUACGGUCAUGACACAGGCAACAGCCAUCAGCGGACCCGGUAUGGCAGGUCGAGGAGUACCCGGUCAAGUAUUUUCUUGGGGUCAGUAUGGAGCUGCCCAACCAUUCGGUGGUGGUGAAGCACCGCGUCCGGCAUUUGCUGGUCCGCCCAGCAUCUACGAAGGGCGCGAGUUGGCGCCAGAGGAGACAAGGGCAUUGUUCCACUCGACCAAUCGUCCUCAAAGCGCAAUGGUGUUGGGCACUGCGGUAGAUCCGGUGUUGAUGCCCCCUUCGUCUUACCAAGGCCACAGCGGGGCUGUGACGCCGAUUGCGGAAGGGAGUGAAGAUGGGCAUGGACAGUCUCAGUUAGGUCAGCGCGCCUCUUAUCCCCAGCAACAGCAGCAGGACCCAAGACGACACUCGCAAUACAGCGGCACUGCUUCACCAGCCAGCUUCACACACCACAAUCAGCAACGCUACUCGGCUUCCGGUGCUGUGUCCAACGUACCUGUCCUACCUGCUGAACAUCGAUAUACUGGCACCUCACCAGCUGCUGAAGUGCCGUACCGCAAUACAGCAGGGACACCCGACCUCAGCAAUGGAGCAACAACGAGGUACGUUCGACCGGAACCAGUGCAUCAACAACCACAAGCAUCCCCUGCCCGCACUCCUGCGCCUGAUUUAGGUAUGACUUCAGCCGAAGCAGAAAAGCAACGUCUUUACGAACGAGCACGUCAACAAGCCGAACGCAACCAAAGACGGGCGGAUGAAAGAAGGGCGCUUCAUCAAGGUGUUUCCACUCCUGCAUCGCCUGUUGGGAACGGGAAUGCGGGGAGACCGUAUAGUAUGAUGAAUCUCGCUUCUUAUUCCUCCGCUGCGCAAUCUUCGGCGGGUACGGGUAGGGAUGCGGGCGGGAGUGGGAAUUGGAAUGCAGUAGCGCAUCUUUCUGCGGAAGCGGAAAAGAUGAGAUUGUUCGAAAGAGCAAGGGCUGAAGCAGAGAGAUAUCAGAGUGGCUAUCAGCAGGGAGCUGCUUUCCCGCCGUCCACUCAGGAUUCAACUCCCCCGGCUGCUGCUGCUGCUGCUGUUGCUGGUGGUAGCGGUAGUGGAGCCGGUAGAGGGCAAGCAGCAAGUAGUACAAUGGUUUCCGGUCGCAGUGCACCCUAUCCAUCCUACAUGACUGCUGAAGAGGAGAAAAGGCAAUUGUACGAAAAAGCCAAAGCUGAAGCUGAAGUUUUUCAACGAGGUGAACCUGUCCCCUCCUCCUCCUUCACCCCUGGCGAGCAAAGUAGUGGUGGGAUGGGUCACCGUCAAGCAGCAUCCCUCAGCAAUGGUACUGUCACCGACAUUCCUGGUGCUUGGCCCAAAGCUGCACCUACAGUGACGUUGGCUCCUACUGUGCAACCGCAUCAAGGGCAACCCAUCGCUGGAGGUUCAUGCUCAUCCACCGCUCCCGCUGCCUCCACAACUGUUGGGCUAGGGGCGGGGAGCGAGAAAGAACAACUUCGUCGAUACUAUGAAGCACGCGAUGCCGUUGCACAACACCUCUCUCAACCAUCCUCUUCGCAACCAGUGUCGACCAAUGAAGGAAUGUAUACAUGGGAAGUAGCAUCUGCAGUGCACGGUGCAACACGGCAUCAAGCCGCCGAUACUGUUGCUUCCCGCAUCCGCACUAGUGCUGCGCUCGUAGGUCCUACAGCUGUACUCCCUGGUGGGAUGGGAGUACAGAGUUAUUUGACAGAAGCAGAACAGCAGAGUGCGGAGGAGAAAGAGAGACUGGCUUCUCAUUACGCAAGGAAGUCUGCUAGAGCUGAAGCUAGAGCUGUUGCUAAAACCUCUGGCCCGGCACGAGCUGGGGGGGUUGGAGCAGCAGCGAACGGUGCAAGUGAAAAAGCUCAAUUGGCGGCCUAUUACGCUGCUAGAGAUGCUAUGGAGCAAAACCUUGGUUCUCAAUCACAAUCUCGAGUUCAAACAACUUGCUCCCUUCACACUACCACCACCGCUUGCAACACCUACACCAGCGCAAUUGCAGGCGGCAACCAUUCCAGUGCAACACAACCAAUAAUCGCACAAAUCAGAACUCCAUCUAAUAUCCUUCUCCCUCCAAACUCGUCGUUCACUCAUCAACACUCUUAUUCGGUAGACACAGGCGACCAGUGGAAAUCAGAUUACAACUCUCUAUACCACCGUAGCUAUUUCAAUCAAGACGUGGAUAGAAGAACGCUGAACGCUACCAAUGGAUCAAUGAGCCUUGAUGCUCCACCACCACCUCCACUCCCGCCUAAAAUUCCAAUCAGAUCGAGCUUUGCACAGGCCUCAUACGAACAAGCGCAACCAAUAUUGAAAGAAAACCACCUGUAA
Molecule: messenger RNA, 3534 nt
Organism: Ustilago hordei
Lineage: Eukaryota; Fungi; Basidiomycota; Ustilaginomycetes; Ustilaginales; Ustilaginaceae
Exons: 1
Coding region: 1-3534 (1177 amino acids)
Biological process (GO): division septum assembly
Cellular component (GO): division septum
Source: RefSeq, a predicted model, not a curated record